UACGUAAUCUACCAGGUGAUCAGCGACAAUACCACGCAGCGCAACGCGGUCAACAUGGACGCGUUACCACUGUCCUUCCGGGUGCUGGCCACGGUCCUCCACGCCCUUAUUUUCUUGUUGGGGGCCGUCGGCAACACCCUGCUGAUUGUCGUGGCCAGGAAGAGUGUGCGGCUGCGGACACCGACCUAUACGUAUCUGGUGUCGUUGGCCUAUGCCGAUUUGCUAGUAAUCUGGUGCGCCAUCCCCGAAGCGAUCCUCUCCUACCACAUCGGCAACCGUUGGAUCUUCGGCCAAGGACCCUGUGCCAUCUUCAUCUUCCUCAACUUUCUCGGCAUCAACGCCGGAAGUCUCAUAAUGCUGGCCUUCACCGUGGAGCGCUACCUCGCCACCUGCCAUCCCUUCCACGCCCGCUUCCUCUGCACCGUCUCGCGCACCAAACGCGUCAUCUGCGGCGUGUGGACGGUGGCCCUGGUCUACUGCGCCCCCUGGCUGGGCCUCACCGAGGUCAAGCAGGACGAGUUCAAUCCGCUGAUCGAGCAGUGCGGCUUCCGUCUGUCGGCCGAUGUGUACCUCAUCGUCUUCAUGGCGGAUCUGGUGCUGUUCUACAUCCUCCCGCUGAUGGCGGUCAUCAUCCUGUACACCAAAAUCUGCUUGAUGAUGAAGGAGAAACGGCCUGCGCGCUGUGAGAAUAUUUCUGCACACAAUGUGCGGCCGCCAUUGCAGCGGUCACUCCGAGUGCCGUCCACGGAGAGUCCGACGCACAAUUCCUCCACGGAGAGUGUUUACUCCCUGGCCAACAUUUACAGACGCUCCGCGCCGGUACCGAAAAUGCUGAUUGUGGUGGUAGCCAUCUUCGCCAUCGCGUGGCUCCCCUACCGCGGUCUGCUGGUAUACAACAGUUUCGUGGAAGAGCCCUGGCUGAACAUCUGGUACGUCCUGUUCGCCAAGACCGCCAUCUACCUCAACAGCGCCAUCAAUCCGCUCCUCUACAACAUCAUGAGCGCCCGAUUCCGGGACGCGGUUAAAGAGUACUUGGGCUCAUCGAAAGCUACAAUGGACGGCGCCAGUAUUCGCGGUCUUCGCGUCGGAACGACCGAAGUCAUCCGCGCAGCGGACCCGGUACAACACCGUCCGGCGCCGGAUGCCCGCCAGAAGCUAGUGGUGACCUUUUCCAAUACCAGCUACCAGUCCAUGACCGUCCGCUAACUGAAUAAUCUGUCUAAUUAGCACACAUUGCCCAUUGCUUCCAGAUUGCUUUUUAUUCAGUAUUCGAAUAUUCAAUCAAAGAUUUCUCGACAGCGGCUAAUAACUGUUCAUGUAAUACGUAUCCGUCAGCAACAUGGUUUGAUUUUUCGGCCUCCGCAAUUUGCCAAAAAUUAGCAUGGUGAAGUGUUGUAAAAUUAGCAA
Molecule: messenger RNA, 1407 nt
Organism: Paramacrobiotus metropolitanus
Lineage: Eukaryota; Metazoa; Tardigrada; Eutardigrada; Parachela; Macrobiotidae
Product: thyrotropin-releasing hormone receptor-like
Exons: 5
Coding region: 55-1206 (383 amino acids)
Biological process (GO): G protein-coupled receptor signaling pathway
Cellular component (GO): membrane
Molecular function (GO): thyrotropin-releasing hormone receptor activity
Source: RefSeq, a predicted model, not a curated record